Carcharodon carcharias (great white shark) is the source of this 1018-nucleotide messenger RNA. Its product is annotated as phospholipid hydroperoxide glutathione peroxidase-like. The record is from RefSeq and is a predicted model, not a curated record. The transcript has 8 exons. Gene Ontology annotation, molecular function: glutathione peroxidase activity. Gene Ontology annotation, biological process: response to oxidative stress. Lineage: Eukaryota; Metazoa; Chordata; Chondrichthyes; Lamniformes; Lamnidae.
GUUCCGCUCGCGCGGGCUUCGACGUCAAGUCCUCCCGCACACAACGGCGGCCGGCCCGUGCGCAUGCGUGGUGGAGCUCCCCCAGCGCGGGCGGGACGUUAGGGCAAUGAUAAUCGGUUGCACUCGUGGUUUUAUAAAGGGGCUGUUUCGUUUGGGCUUAGCGACGUUUAAGGAGCAGGCGAGGAAAGUAGCAAUGAGUGCACAACCAGCAGACUGGCACAAGGCCACAUCCAUUUAUGAGUUUAGUGCCAAGGAUAUAGAUGGCAAUGAGGUACCUCUGGAAAAAUACAGGGACUUUGUCUGCAUCAUCACAAAUGUGGCCUCCAAAUGAGGAAAGACUGCCGUAAACUACACUCAGUUUGCUGAAAUGUAUAACAAGUAUGCUGAGAGAGGUUUACGGAUUUUAGCUUUCCCCUGCAACCAGUUUGGUAAGCAGGAACCUGAAAGUGAAGAAAAAAUUAAAGCUUUUGCAGGUGGUUACAAUGUAAAGUUUGACAUGUUCAGUAAAAUCGAUGUAAAUGGAGAUAACGCCCAUCCUCUCUGGAAAUGGAUGAAGGAGCAGCCAAAAGGAAAAGGGCUCUUGGGAAAUGCUAUUAAGUGGAACUUCACCAAGUUUUUGAUUAACAAAGAAGGUCAGGUUGUCAAGAGGUAUUCUCCCAUGGAUGACCCUGUGGUGAUUGAAAAGGAUUUACCCAAGUACCUAUAAAUGACUAAUACAAGCUGAUGGAAAUCAAACUCGAUCUACUAAAUUUAUAUCGGCCUUUCAGUCCAGGCCAAUGAUGGUCUGCUUUUAAACCUGUUCACAUGUGGAAAAGUGGAUCUGACAAAUGUGGUGUGCAUACCUGGAGGAAAUUCUGAUGUAUAUAUUGUGCUUGAGUUUCUUGGCAAAUUGUUGCUGUAUAUUCCAUUAACUUGGCUUGUAAUUGUUUAGAAUAACUUUGGACUGUUUUGUUGAAUUUCUUUGUUUUAUGGCAAUUAAAAAUCUUUUGGGUUGAAUGCUCAUUGGUUUGGCCAUGAA